GCACGGCAUUUGGGGGUCCCACGAGAAAACCACGAAUAUAAAAAAAUAAAAAAAUAAAAAGGCAAAAGCGCUGGCGUAGAGGCUUCACGUGGUCUCCUAGAGGAAGCAACCUCGACCCAACCCAGAAACCCAGCUUGCUGAACUCAUAUAUAUGAUACGAUAUGAUAUAUGGAUAGGUAGCUUUCAAAAUUUUAAUAAUUAAUCUCUGUUUCUGCAUGAUAUAUAUCUUAUAUCUUAUCCUCCCAUGGAGAAUAUGAAUACUGAAAGCAAGAACAACAACAAGAGGAAAAAUAUUAGCCAUGCUGCUGCUGUUGAUCAUACAGUACUUGAUGAUGAUGAUGAUGAAGAGAAGAAGAUUGACAAGUUCUUUGCUCUGGUCAACCGCAUUCGAGAGGCUCGUGACCUUCUCAGCAGCAAUUACGGGGCUGCAGGAGCAGGAGGAGUGAAGGAAACCAAAAACUACUACUUAGACAAUGACAACAACAAGAGAAGGAAGAACAAGCAGGUUCAGAAUGAUCAGGAGGAACAAUAUCAUCCUAUGCCCACACCAAUGAAGCCUUGGAAGCCAUUGUUUCAACUUGAGGACUUCAUGGAUCAUGAACACCUGCUUCCCUUUAAUGUUCCUCCUCCUACCACCUUUGGGAGUUCUUCUUCCCCAAAUGUUCCGCCCCAGAAACAAGACAGUGCCGAGGAAGGCUUAGAUCUUAGGCUUUCUCUGUAGCCAAAAACAAUAUGUCUCUUGUUAUAUGUUAUCUAUGUUGUUGAUUAGAUGUAUUUGAUGGGAAUUCCAAUCUAUGAAAUUAACUAUAUAUACAUAGUCUAUUAUAUUUUGCACCCAA
This is a messenger RNA of Ziziphus jujuba (common jujube), 839 nucleotides long. RefSeq lists its product as uncharacterized. NCBI's taxonomy places the organism in Eukaryota, Viridiplantae, Streptophyta, Magnoliopsida, Rosales, Rhamnaceae. Gene Ontology annotation, biological process: regulation of systemic acquired resistance. The transcript has a single exon. Bases 245 to 721 code for a protein of 158 amino acids. The record is from RefSeq and is a predicted model, not a curated record.